Messenger RNA from Phyllostomus hastatus (greater spear-nosed bat), 2006 nucleotides. RefSeq names its product cystin 1 (gene CYS1). NCBI's taxonomy places the organism in Eukaryota, Metazoa, Chordata, Mammalia, Chiroptera, Phyllostomidae. Bases 42 to 512 code for a protein of 156 amino acids. The record is from RefSeq and is a predicted model, not a curated record. The transcript is spliced from 3 exons.
GCCCCGCAGCCACCAGCCUGCUCGGCCGGCCACGGUGCGCCAUGGGCAGUGGCAGCAGCCGAAGCAGCCGGGCCCUGAGGCGGCUGCGCGGCCCCGACAGCCGGCCGGCGGGGCCGGGCGGGGCAACCCCGGAGGGCGGGACUGGUGCCCGGGAGGAGGCCCCGGAGGCAGUGGGGGAGGCGGCUGGGGGCGCGGCGGGCACCGACCCUGGCCCCGGGGCGCCCCCCGACGGCCGGGAUGAAACCCUGCGCCUGCUGGACCAGCUGCUGGCCGAGUCCGCGUCCUGGGGUCCGGGGGAGACAGCCCCGCCAGGCCCCACGCGGCCCCGACCUGCCGCGGGCGCGGGGAGCCGGGUGUCCCCGAAACAGAGUGCUGAAGGCCACCCUGAGGGCAGCGGCAGCUCUGAGGCCCCUGGCAGCAGCCACAGGAGGCCGGAGAGGCAGUCGGCCAUCGUGUACGACGGCUCCGAGGAGGAGCUGAUGGCCAGCAUCGAGCAGGAGUACUGCCGCUGACCCGCCCGGCCGGGCCGCCAGCAUCCCCCGCCCUGCCCGCCCCGGCUGGAGCUGAGCCGCCGCUGCCCUGCAGCCUCUCACGGGCCCUGCACCCCGGCCCUCUCCAGCCCGCACCCGGGCGGCCCUGGCCACCGUGCCUGCUGUGCAGACCCAGGCCAGAAGGACGCGCAGGUGCUGCCCCCCGAGUGUGUGGGCUGGUGACCCCGACACCUGCCCUCUCUCAGCUUUAGGGGGGCCUGUCUAUGAGGUUCUGCUGGAGCCCGACGGCUUCUCCUUUCCCGCCCCCACUCUCCACCUGGGCUGGGGGAGGCCCCUGAGCUGGCCGGGGCCUAGGCCUGGCGCCUUGGGGCCUCUCACGGCGCUUCAGGCAGGCCCACCGCGAGGGUGUGCUGGGAGGCGGCCCGGCCUGGCCGGAGGGGGCCGCCCGGAGUGCCAACGCAGGUGAACCUCCUGGAGAUGUGUCCACACGCAGGCUCCGACUCUGUGGGUCUGCAGGGGCCUCGGGUCUGCAUUUCCGACCGGCUCCCAGGCGAGGCCCACGCGGCUGGCUCCCAGCCACAGCUGGGCGGCGAGGAGCGGGCGCAGCUUCAGGCCGCUGCCCGUGCUGGAGGCUCCCGGGGACAGCCCUGCGCCGCCGGCUCUGACCCUCCGCUCACACUCAUCGGCAGUCACCCUCCCUCCCUGGGCCUCAGUUUCCCUCUCUGGCAAAUGGGUCCUGCAGGCUCUGUCCUGCUCCGAGGACCUGGGAUCACCGGGUCCCGGGCUCCCUUGCUUGCCCUUAUUCCCACCCUACGAGCAGAGGACUGUCCCCCUGCUGAGGGCGCUCAUCUUCCCCCCGACCCCCCGAAGGCUCUUCGGGGCCCCCUGCUCUCACCCGCCAAUGCCCAGGGAAGGCAGACAGUCACAGCGGUGAGACAGCCUGGGGGGGGUCCCAGUGGACGACUGGCUCAGGGUGCCCGCAGGCAGACCGGGAGGCGGGCCUUCCGUGGGGGCCCAGGUGUGGCCGCUCUGGGCAGUGCAGGGAGAGGAGGGGCCCAGGGGCUGGGAGAAGCCCCCCCCAGAGUGGCCGGGGAGGGUGUCGGCACACAGAGGCCACAGCCGAGGUGCUGAAGCCGGAACAGGCCCCACCCAGCUCGUCUCGCCACCAACACGACGGCCUCCGGGCGUCGCCUGCGAAGUGCGAGAGCAUCUGGGAAAUGGACCAGGGCCCCUCGGCACCGGCCCCAGACCCACAGGCCUGCUGCCGCCACGGGGGUUUCCAUGAACGCCCCUCACUGGACCACAGUGCCUUGGACCAGAGGCCCCGCAGCCGCGGGAUCUUAUCUCUGCAGUCAGGACAGAGCCCCGGGAGGCGUGGCUCAGGGGCCCCCCAAAACAAGAGCUGCUUCCCACCCAAACCCAAACCCUCCCUUUUUGUGGAACGAUUAAAGCCAUUACUGUUCUAGUAAUACAAACGCUUCUCUGAAAGAGGAGUGAACAUUUUGUUUCCCACAA